Messenger RNA from Elaeis guineensis (African oil palm), 521 nucleotides. The record is from RefSeq and is a predicted model, not a curated record. Lineage: Eukaryota; Viridiplantae; Streptophyta; Magnoliopsida; Arecales; Arecaceae.
GCUCUCGGAGAUGGCGAAGCCGAGGCCGAAGCCAAGGGAGGAAGCGGAGGAGGAGGAGGAGGGGAUCGUGAGGUGUUUGAAGGUGGGUCCAAGCCUUAACUCCAUCAACGGCAGCUACAAUGAGAGGUUUGGGGAGAACUCCGAGGUUUGCAGCAUGAGCGAGGGCUUCUCCAUCUCAACAACGGUGACGAAGAAAAGAGGAGGGGAGGAGGGGGAUGCGGUGGAGGGUGAGACCAGGAGAACGAGAGAGGAGAAGUUGCCGAUGAGGCUUCAGCAGAAGCGCUUCAUCUCCGAUGGGAUUGCUCGCAACAAAGAAAGGAGCAUCGGCAUCACCAUUGGUUGGCGCAGUGGGAGGGCCUCUCCAUUGUUGGUGAAAAGGAGGGAGGGGGCCGUCGGGCAGACAUAUUCUGCCAGGGAAGGGGGGUAAGGGCAGGUGGCAAGAAGCCGUGUUCCGAUCGAGAAUGGAUUCCGCAAAGACAUCGAGGAGAGGUGAGAUAGGGAGAAAGGGGAGGAGACGGGGC